AUGUCAGGCUCAAAUACCGACAAGGUACAGGAGGACCUCAAGAAGUUUUCCGCGGAGAACGUCGAUGCUCACAUCCAGGCAUCGACGUUUACUGAUGACAUCCAAAAUGCUAUUCGUCAACAUAUCCAAACCGAGUACAAGGCCUGGUUCUUCUUCCGCAAGCUUGGAGCUGACUGCUUGCGCUCCAAUGUGUCACUGCACGGCUUUGCAGCGCUUUGGAAGCGAUCCGCCCAGGAGGCCUUUGCUGAUGCAACCUGGCUAGAGUCGUACCUCGUCCAGCGUGGUGGCCGAGCCAAGCCAAGUGACAUCCCUGCGCCCGAUAUCGAGUGGCCUGAUGACCCUAUCGAUCCCGUCCAGCCCGUCUAUGCGGCCCUGCAGACUGAGAAGGAAAUUCUCGAAGAUCUUCACCGUCUAUGUGCCGCUGCAGAGAAGGCCGGUGACAACGCACUGGAAGAUGUUAUUGAGAGUCGCUUCUUGCGUAAGGAGACGCGCCAUGUCAAGGACUUAGGCGACUUGCUGCAGCAGUGUGUCCGUAUCAGUAAGCAGGCUGGUCACGGCUUGUACCAUCUUGACAAGGAGCUUCGUGCUAACAACGGAGUUGUGCCGUGGGCAAGCUUCAACGACCCUGACAAGUCUGACGAACUACUUCGAGGUGUUGUUAAGGACCUUUACGAAGCUGCGGUCUAG
Fusarium oxysporum Fo47 is the source of this 687-nucleotide messenger RNA. Its product is annotated as ferritin-like superfamily. NCBI's taxonomy places the organism in Eukaryota, Fungi, Ascomycota, Sordariomycetes, Hypocreales, Nectriaceae. Gene Ontology annotation, cellular component: cytoplasm. Gene Ontology annotation, molecular function: ferrous iron binding; ferric iron binding. The record is from RefSeq and is a predicted model, not a curated record. The transcript is spliced from 3 exons. The coding region runs from base 1 to 687 and encodes 228 amino acids. Gene Ontology annotation, biological process: intracellular iron ion homeostasis; iron ion transport.